Molecule: messenger RNA, 3140 nt
Organism: Motacilla alba alba
Lineage: Eukaryota; Metazoa; Chordata; Aves; Passeriformes; Motacillidae
Gene: UTP15
Product: UTP15 small subunit processome component
Exons: 12
Coding region: 103-1665 (520 amino acids)
Biological process (GO): rRNA processing; positive regulation of transcription by RNA polymerase I
Cellular component (GO): nucleolus
Molecular function (GO): protein binding
Source: RefSeq, a predicted model, not a curated record
UCUGAUGACGCGCUGCCGGUGCUGCCGCCCUGUCUCCUCGCGGCCGCGCGGCGUGUCGCGUGCCCCGAGCCUCCGCCGGCAGCCCGGGCCCGGCCCCGCGCCAUGGCCGCCUACAAGCCUGUGGCCGUCCAGGCGUGCCCCAGGCUCGGCGAGAGGAUCACGCAGGACACGCUGUACUGGCGGGGAUACAAGACGCCUGUUCAGAUAAAGGAAUUCGGUGCAGUAAAUAAAAUUCACUUCUCUCCAGUCCCACCGUACAACUACGCUGUCACAGCAUCCUCGAGGAUCCACAUCUAUGGCCGAUACUCCCAGGAGCCCAUCAAGACGUUCUCUCGAUUCCGGGACGCGCCGUACUGUGCCACCUACAGGGACGACGGGCGCCUGCUCGCCGCCGGCAGCGAGGACAGCAGCAUCUGCCUCUUCGACGUCAGCGGCAAAGCACCGCUCAGGCAGUUCGAGGGUCACACCAAGCCAGUUCAUCUGGUCGGAUUCCUGUCUGAUAAAUAUCGAAUAUUUUCUGGUGGUGAUGAUUAUUCAUCAAAACUGUGGGAUAUUCCAAGUGCCACAGAAAUCAUCUCUUACAGUGAACAUACUGACUAUGUGAGAUGUGGUUGUGCCAGUAAAGUGAAUGUAGAUGUCUUCAUAACAGGUUCCUAUGAUCACACUGUGAAACUGUUUGAUGCACGAACAAAGAGUAGUGUCAUGACGAUAGAGCAUGGCCAUCCUGUGGAGAGCGUGCUUCUCUUUCCAUCUGGUGGACUUCUAGUAUCUGCAGGAGGUCGAUAUGUCAAAGUUUGGGAUGUACUAAAAGGUGGACAGUUACUAGUUUCACUUAAAAAUCACCAUAAAACUGUGACUUGUUUGUGCCUGAACAGCUCUGGACAAAGGUUAUUGUCAGGAUCCCUUGACAGGCAUGUAAAGAUCUACAGUACUACAUCCUACAAAGUGGUCCACAGCUUCAACUAUGCAACAUCCAUCCUCAGUCUUGCUUUGUCACCUGAGGAUGAAACCAUAGUUGUAGGCAUGACCAAUGGGGUGCUAAAUGUUAAACACAGAAAACCAGAAGAAAAGAGUGAAAACUCUCAAAAGAAGAGACAACCAGCAUAUAGAACCUAUGUGAAAGGAAGAAGUUACAUGCCAAAACAGGAAGAUUUCUGUGUCAGUAAACCUGUAAAACGUGUUUUGAGAAAAUAUGAUAAGCUGCUGAGGAGCUUUCAGUCUUCCAAGGCUCUUGAUGCAGUACUGGAGCCACCCAUCAUGCUUCAUACCCCUGAAGUCACGGUUGCAGUUAUGCAGGAACUACAUCGCAGAGGAACACUGAGAAGUGCACUUGCAGGCCGAGAUGAGAAGCAAGUUAAUCUCCUGCUUACCUUCGUGGCAAGGCGUGUGAUUGAGCCUAGAUUUACUCCUGUGCUGGUGAUUGUUGCCGAUAUGAUCACUGACAUUUAUCAGCCUGUGGUUGGGCAGUCAGCAAUAGUUGAUAAACAAUUCUUGAAACUCCAGCAAGCUAUCGGAAAAGAAAUUGACUAUCAAGAAGAGCUACUAGAAGUUUUAGGAAUGAUGGAUACACUGUUUGCUACUUUUACUAAGAAAAGAGAUACGUGUCUAGAAGAGAACAAAAGUAAUGGUGUCACGGAGAUCAUUGAAACAAAUAGGAGUUACUGACACCCAUCUGAACAAAUUGGCACGAUUGUGAACUUGAAAGACAUGACCUGUUCUCCUUCUUAUAAUAGCGACUCCUUCACUUCUUAUAAUAGUGACUUUCAAAAUAAUCCUCUCUAUGUUGAAGUUCUGUCUUUUAAACUGUGUUGCUGAAUAGGCCUGAUACUGAAGAUAGAGGACAUUUUCAAGAUUGUCCCUGCAAUAUUUCUCAAACAGUUUAGUUUUAAAGUUUUAUUUCAGAGUUAAAUAACUUCUUACCUUUACAUGGGGAUUUACAUGGCUUCAUAUUUGGUAGCAGCAGGGCUGCAGGGGUGGCUUCUGUGAGAAGCUGCCAGAAGCUUCCUUCAUGUUUGGCAGAACUAAUCCCUGGUUCCUCCAAAGAUGGACAUGCUGCUGGCCAAGGCUGGGCCAACUAGAAAUGGUGAUAACAAAGUUAUUGUGCAUUUGUAAUUGUGGCCAGAGAAGAGCAGAGUGGGAACAUGUGAGAAGAACAACCCUGUGGACACUGAGGUCAGUGAAGAAGGAGGGGCAGAUGUUCCAAGUGCCGAGAUUCCCCUGCAGCCCAUGGUGAGACAGCCCUGCCCCUGCAGCCCAUGGGGAUCCCUGGGGAAUGCAGAGAUCCACCUGCAGCCCAUGGAGGAGCCCAUGCUGGAGCAGGUGGAGGCCUGGAGGAGGCUGUGACCCCGUGGGAGGCCCAUGGAGAGAGGGGCCCUGCUCCAAGGCUGGAGCAGCCUGUCCUUGGAGGACUGCACCCGUGGAAGAGUGACCACACUGCACCAGUUUGGGGAGGACUGUUGCCUGUGGGAUGGACCCCAUGGAGAGGUUCAUGGAGAUCUGUCUCCCACGGGGGAGGAGCCCACAGUACAGCAGGGGGAGGACUCCUCUCCCUGAGCAGUGGGAGAAGCCACGGGUCAUGAACCCCCAUUCCCUGUCUCCCUGUGCCACUGGGGGAGGAGGUAGAACUGGGAAGGAGGGAGGGGUGAGGGGAAGGUGUUUUUAAGGGUUUAUUUUACUUCUCAUUGUCUUGCUCUAAUUUUGUUUAGUAAUAAAUGUAAUGAAUGUAUCUUAGUUGAGCUUGUUUUCCCCAUCAUGGUGUUUGGUGAGUGAUCUCUCCCACUCCUUACCUCAGCCCAUGAAUCCUUCAUUACAUUUUCUCUGCCCAGUCCAGCUGCAGAGGAGUGGGGGGCUUUGGUGCCUGUCUGGUGUGUGGCCAGCACCAACCCACUACAGUUCUGUGUCCAGUGCUGUCAGCAGUCAACAAUUUUCAGUUUUUAUUUACCAGAAAAUAAUUGAUGUUUGUGUAAUUUUGAUGUGUCACUGUCUUUAUUUAAAGUUAAUAUCCAAUCUCACAUCCUUGAAAAUACAAAGAAAACAGCAUACACAUUCAAUAACACUUGAUUACAUUGUUUUUUCUCUCCCUGCUUCAUCUCCAUUUAAGAUUUUCAUGAAAUCACAGUGCACAGCAGAAUGACUCAAGA